GGAAUUCGCUUGGAAAUGAUGAAAAUGCGACGCCGGUCAGAUUCACAGAGGGUCGACGUCGGUGGGUUGGCAGCGCCGGCCGGUCUUAGGUAAAUGACGUUUCGGCCAUUGAUAUCCGGUUCGGUGCUUGUGGUGUAACGCACGCAACAAACACGCGGCCACACGUUUCCAGAGGAAAGAAAAAAAAAUCUGGGCUAGCCACCGUAUGGUGUGUCUGUUGUUUUGUUGCGGUGAACCGUGCUGCUGCCAUAAGAAGGGAAGAGAAGAUUGAACGGACGACGCGCGUAUUGUUGAGGAAGAAGGCGCGUAUAGAUCGACGACGGGUGACGGACGGGUGAGGAGAGAAUAUAUUCAUCAACGCAACGCAACACGGACGUACGCAUACAUACGACAAUGUCCACGUCCAAUUACACAGCACCGGACAGCUGGGAGACGGAAGCUGACGGUGCGGCAAACGCUGCGGCGGCGGCUGCUGCUGCUGCUGCGGCGGCGGAAGCUGCGGAAGACGCCUCCGCCAAAUUCUCCACGUUGAAUGUGAACGCGGUGGAAUUCGUGCCCUCCUUUGGAUCGUUUCAAUCGUCGCAGGACGAGGACGAUGACGAGGAGGUAGAGGGUGGCCAAGUUGAAGCAGCAGCAGCACCAGCAGCAGUAGUAGCAGCAUCGGCUGCCGGUAACAAUAACAGCAGCAGCAGCGCAACAUCCUCGCCCAACAAGACGACGACAACGUCGACGGCGUCUCAAGAAGAAGGUGCAGUCGUCGCCAGCGAUAACGCAGCGACAUCCUCAUCAUCGACGUCAGCAUCGGCAACCCCUGAACACACUUCUUCGCCCUUGCCGCAGCAGCAGCAGCAGACGAACAUCGUCGUCAAUGGCACGAGCGGCGCAGAAGGCGGUGAGCGGGUGGUCGUCAAGGAACCUCCACCGAUUCCCCCGGCCGACGGGGAUGCAUCCCCUGGAGACGGAGGCGGCGGCACAUGGGAGGACGUCGCCGAGGACAACGACAACGAACAGAUGCUGCUCACUCCGGAGGGCGACGACGAGGAACCCUCUUCCGAAGAAGCACCCAAGCCCCCCAAAGUCGUUGAAGAGUCCGCGAGGAGCAAAAAAGAGCACGUGAACGUGGUUUUCAUCGGACACGUGGAUGCCGGCAAGUCGACAAUCGGUGGUCAGAUCAUGGCCCUCACAGGCAUGGUAGACAAGAGGACGUUGGAGAAGUACGAGAGGGAGGCUCGCGAGAAGAGCAGGGAGAGCUGGUAUCUCUCAUGGGCCCUCGACACAAAUCAAGAAGAAAGAGACAAGGGAAAAACAGUGGAAGUUGGUCGUGCCUAUUUUGAAACGGAAAGGAAACACUUUACGAUCCUGGAUGCGCCAGGCCACAAGAGUUUCGUUCCUAACAUGAUCAGCGGUGCCGCUCAAGCUGAUUUAGCAAUUCUGGUGAUAUCUGCUCGUAAAGGCGAAUUCGAGACUGGAUUCGAUAGGGGCGGACAGACGAGGGAGCACGCCAUGCUCGCAAAGACGGCAGGCGUGAAGCACCUGGUGGUUCUUGUGAACAAGAUGGACGAUUCGACGGUCAACUGGGACGAGGGCAGGUACAACGAAUGCAAGGACAAGAUACUGCCGUACCUGAAGAAGCUCGGUUUCAAUCCGGCCAAGGAUCUGAGCUUCCUGCCGUGCAGCGGACAGACGGGACAAGGAUUGCGCGAGCAGAUCGACGAGAAGGUGUGCCCCUGGUAUCGGGGGCCAGCCUUCAUUCCGUUCAUCGACGACCUUCCAUCGCUCAACCGCAAAGCGGACGGCCCCUUCAUCAUGCCCAUCGUCGACAAGUACAAGGACAUGGGCACCGUCGUCAUGGGAAAGGUCGAGUCCGGUAACUGCCGCAAGGGCACCAACCUCAUGAUCAUGCCGAACAGGACGCCCGUGAUCGUGGAUCAGCUGUGGUCUGAUGACGACGAAGUCAGCCAGCUGUUGCCCGGUGAGAACGUGAAGAUCAAGGUGAAGGGAGUUGAAGAGGAGGAUGUGUCACCAGGAUUCGUUCUCUGCGAUGCCUCCAAUCCCAUUCGAACCGGUCGCAUCUUCGACGCGCAGCUCGUCAUCCUCGAGCACAAGUCGAUCAUCUGCGCCGGAUACAGCGCCGUCAUGCACAUUCAUUGCGCCGCAGAAGAAGUCACCGUUAAAGCCUUAAUAUGUUUGGUCGACAAGAAGACGGGGGAAAAGAGCAAAACGCGACCGAGAUUCGUGAAGCAGGAUCAGGUCGCGAUAAUGAGAAUAGAGUGCGCCGGUGUCAUCUGCCUCGAAUCGUUCAAGCUCUUCCCGCAGAUGGGCCGAUUCACCCUCAGGGAUGAAAAUAAAACCAUUGCCAUCGGAAAGGUCCUCAAAGUCGUCGAAUAAGAAGAUUUUUUUUACAAACAAACAAACACACACACAUACACUCACACAAAACAACAUCAAAUCAAGAUACACGUCACAUAUGUACACGAAUCUUCUCGUUGAAGAUGAUAUUGAUGGAAGAGUGGAGGAUGAUAAGCGGGGGAGGAGCACAAUGAUUUGGACUUUGUUGUUGUGAGAAUUAUGCCGAAGAACAAGAAGAACUCUAUAUAUGUGUAUCUCAUUUAUAUACAUAUACAUAUGUAUAAGUCCGUGCGUGUGUGCGUGCGUGGUGCGUGCGCGAGAGACGUAUUAUAUAUAUAUUUACAUUUUGGGCGGUUUAGAUAUUAUAUAUAUAUAUAUAUAUAGCUGUUAACAAGUUAAAAACAGAAAUGGUAAACACGACGGAGCGAAGCAACUGUAAAGGAGGUGGUGGAGGAGGAUGAGGGGUGUGGGAUGCUGAUGGUCGACGAAUAAGAAAGGACAAAGAAAAAUAAUUACGUAA
Messenger RNA from Nicrophorus vespilloides, 2869 nucleotides. Its product is annotated as eukaryotic peptide chain release factor GTP-binding subunit ERF3A-like. Gene Ontology annotation, biological process: translation. Gene Ontology annotation, molecular function: translation release factor activity; GTPase activity; GTP binding. Gene Ontology annotation, cellular component: translation release factor complex. The coding region runs from base 394 to 2388 and encodes 664 amino acids. The record is from RefSeq and is a predicted model, not a curated record. NCBI's taxonomy places the organism in Eukaryota, Metazoa, Arthropoda, Insecta, Coleoptera, Silphidae. The transcript has 8 exons.